AUGGAUUCUAGAACUGUCGGUAUAUUAGGUGGUGGACAAUUGGGUCGUAUGAUUGUUGAAGCAGCUAACAGGCUCAACGUCAAAACGGUCAUAUUGGAUGCUGAAAAUUCUCCAGCCAAACAGAUAACCAAUUCCACCGAGCAUGUUAACGGUUCUUUUUCGAAUCCUCUUGAUAUCGAAAAGAUAGCCGAAAAAUGUGACGUGUUGACUAUUGAGAUUGAGCAUGUAGAUGUUCCUACAUUGAAGAAUCUGCAAGUCAAAUACCCAAAAUUGAAGAUUUAUCCUUCUCCAGAGACUAUUGAGUUGAUUCAAGACAAGUACGUCCAAAAGGAACAUUUAAUUAAGAAUAGUAUUGCCGUCACCAAAAGCAUUCCUGUGGAACAACCUAGUGAAGCGUCACUGUUAAAAGUUGGUAGUGAAUUGGGCUUCCCAUUUGUUCUCAAGUCUAGAACUUUGGCAUACGAUGGGAGAGGUAACUUUGUUGUGAAAAAUAAGGAAAUGAUCCCGGAAGCUUUGGAAGUAUUGAAAAAUCGUCCCUUGUAUGCUGAAAAAUGGGCUCCAUUUACUAAAGAACUAGCCGUCAUGAUUGUAAGAUCAGUCAACGGCUUGGUAUUUUCCUAUCCUAUUGUAGAAACUAUCCAUAAGGACAACAUAUGUGACUUAUGCUAUGCACCAGCUAGAGUUCCAGACUCUAUUCAACUUAAGGCAAAAUUAUUAGCCGAAAACGCAAUUAAGUCCUUUCCAGGUUGCGGUAUAUUUGGUGUGGAGAUGUUCUAUUUGGAAACUGGGGAAUUGCUAAUCAACGAAAUCGCACCAAGGCCCCACAAUUCUGGUCAUUAUACCAUCGACGCUUGUGUAACUUCUCAAUUCGAAGCUCAUAUAAGAUCUGUCUUAGAUCUGCCAAUGCCAAAAAAUUUUACAUCUUUUUCAACUAUUUCAACUAACGCCAUUAUGUUGAAUGUUCUCGGAGAUAAACAAACGAAGGAUAAAGAACUGGAAACUUGCAAAAGAGCAUUGGCUACUCCAGGCUCCUCAGUAUAUCUGUAUGGUAAAGAGUCAAAGCCUAACAGAAAAGUAGGUCACAUAAACAUUAUAGCUUCAAGUAUGGAUGAAUGUGAAGAAAGGCUGAAUUAUAUUACCGGUAGAACUAACAUCCCAAUCAAAAUAUCUGUUGCUCAGAAGUUAGACUUAGAAGCAAUGGCUAAACCAUUGGUUGGUAUCAUAAUGGGGUCUGAUUCAGACUUACCAGUAAUGUCUGCUGCCUGUGCGGUUUUGAAAGACUUUGACGUUCCAUUUGAAGUCACUAUAGUCUCUGCCCAUAGAACUCCACACAGAAUGGCAGAAUAUGCCAUCUCUGCUAGUAAGCGUGGUAUCAAGACAAUAAUCGCCGGUGCCGGUGGUGCAGCUCAUUUGCCAGGUAUGGUGGCAGCAAUGACACCACUACCUGUCAUCGGUGUACCCGUAAAGGGUUCCUGUCUAGACGGUGUGGAUUCGUUACAUUCAAUCGUACAAAUGCCUAGAGGUGUUCCAGUAGCCACCGUUGCUAUCAACAACAGUACAAAUGCCGCAUUGUUGGCCAUCAGACUGCUUGGUGCUUAUGAUUCAAGUUACACAACGAAAAUGGAACAAUUUCUAUUAAAGCAAGAGGAGGAAGUCCUUCUUAAAGCGAAGAAAUUAGAAACCAUAGGUUACGAAGCUUAUUUAGGAAACAAAUAA
This is a messenger RNA of Saccharomyces eubayanus, 1716 nucleotides long. It is a transcript of the gene ADE2, whose product is annotated as phosphoribosylaminoimidazole carboxylase ADE2. The record is from RefSeq and is a predicted model, not a curated record. Gene Ontology annotation, molecular function: phosphoribosylaminoimidazole carboxylase activity; ATP binding; metal ion binding. NCBI's taxonomy places the organism in Eukaryota, Fungi, Ascomycota, Saccharomycetes, Saccharomycetales, Saccharomycetaceae. The transcript has a single exon. Gene Ontology annotation, biological process: 'de novo' IMP biosynthetic process. The coding region runs from base 1 to 1716 and encodes 571 amino acids.